Molecule: messenger RNA, 788 nt
Organism: Nestor notabilis (Kea)
Lineage: Eukaryota; Metazoa; Chordata; Aves; Psittaciformes; Psittacidae
Gene: TENT2
Product: PAP associated domain containing 4
Exons: 7
Cellular component (GO): cytosol
Molecular function (GO): poly(A) RNA polymerase activity
Source: RefSeq, a predicted model, not a curated record
GGCUGUUUUGAGUGGUAACGUUGCAAGUCCUCGAGAGGUUACACUACAGCCAGUGACCUACGUAAGUGACAGUCCAGUACGUGUGUCUGAUGCCCCCAUGUCAUUCCGAGGAAGAAAGAGACUAAGCGAACAAAGUAUUCCACAUGAUGUCAAGCGGCAUCGAUUGCAUUUACAUCAUUCUGAAACAGCUGUAGUUAAACAAGCAGUGCCUUUACCGGAAGAAUGUAGAUACUCCUUUCCAGGAUCAGUUCAAUCUCCACUGUUCCUUGCACAUCACGUACCAGAUUUAACUGGAUGUGUACCUCUGGUUAGAUAUUCUUUGUUUCCAGAACCUACAGAAACCACUUUCUCUGUGUCCAAAGAUAAGUUAAGUCAGCAAGUUUUGGAGUUAUUUCAAGCAUGUCAGCAACAGACCUGUGAUUUGCACAAAAAAGAGAUCUGCAGAACACAACUCCAGAGAGAAAUUCAGCGAAUUUUUCCACACAGCAGACUCUUUUUGGUUGGAUCCUCCCUGAAUGGAUUUGGUACUCGUAGCAGUGAUGGUGACUUGUGCCUGGUGAUUAAAGAAGAACCAGUGAAUCAGAAGACUGAAGCAAGAAAUGUACUCAGCUUAGUCCAAAAACUCUUCAGCACUAAACUUUCAACCUACAUUGAGAGACCUCAGCUGAUUCGAGCAAAAGUGCCAAUAGUGAGGUUCAGGGAUAAAGUCAGCUGUGUGGAGUUUGACUUGAAUGUAAACAGUGUUGUGGGAAUAAGAAAUACAUUCCUUCUGAGAACCUAUGCAUACA